AAUGAGAAAGAAACUAACUUUAGUGGUUAGCAUUUUCUUAUAAACGUGCACUCUUUAACACGUUACUGGAUGCUUAGUUUCUUUUAAGUAAUUUAAUUUAAUUUAAUUUUGUUAGGAUGAGUCAUCGUAAGUUUUCAGCUCCCCGUCAUGGGCACAUGGGAUUCGCUCCUAAAAAGCGAAGCCGAAGACACCGAGGUCGAAUUGGUGCUUUUCCCAAAGAUGACCCAUCUAAACCUAUUCAUCUUACGGCCUUUAUUGGUUAUAAAGCCGGUAUGACCCACAUUGUUCGUGAAGUCGACAAACCUGGUUCAAAGGUUAACAAGAAAGAGGUAGUCGAAGCAGUUACUAUCUUGGAGGCCCCACCAAUGGUUAUUGUUGGUUUGGUGGGUUACAUUGAUACUCCACGUGGCCUGAGAACUUUCAAGACUAUCUUCUCUGAACAUUUAAGUGAAGAUUGUAGGCGAAGAUUCUACAAGAAUUGGCACAAGUGUAAGAAAAAGGCUUUCACUAAAUAUGCCAAAAAAUGGCAAGACGAAGACGGUAAAAAAGCUCUUGAUAAAGACUUUGCUCGAAUCAAGAAAUACUGUACCGUUAUUAGAGUAAUCGCUCACACUCAGAUGAAGCUCAUGAAGAAACGACAGAAGAAAGCUCACAUCAUGGAGAUUCAAAUCAAUGGUGGAACUGUACCUGAGAAAGUUGAAUGGGCUAGACAACACUUUGAAAAACCAAUUCCCAUUAGUCAAGUUUUCGCUCAAAGUGAAAUGAUUGAUGUUAUUGGUGUUACCAAGGGUAAGGGUACUGCAGGUGUCACUAGCCGAUGGCAUACCAAGAAACUUCCAAGGAAAACACACAAAGGUCUUAGGAAGGUUGCCUGUAUCGGUGCUUGGCAUCCAAGUCGUGUCCAAUACACGGUCGCUCGUGCUGGACAGAAAGGUUAUCAUCAUAGAACUGAAAUCAAUAAGAAGAUCUAUCGAAUGGGUAAAGGUGUUCAUGUUAAAGAUGGUGAAACAAUCAAAAACAAUGCCGCAACUGAAUACGACACUACCAACAAGACCAUCACUCCAAUGGGUGGUUUCCCCCAUUAUGGUGAAGUAAACUGUGACUACAUCAUGAUUAAGGGUUGUGUAAUGGGUCCUAAAAAGCGAGUUAUUACACUUAGAAAGUCUCUCCUGGUACACACCAAACGAGCUGCUCUUGAGGAAAUCAAACUCAAGUUUAUCGAUACAUCAUCUAAAUUCGGUCAUGGUAGAUUCCAAACUCAUGCUGAGAAGAAGGCUUUCAUGGGUCCAUUGAAAAAAGAUCGACUCCGGGAAGUUGAAGGAAAGUAAAAACCACGAUGUAUCUUUGAUUAGAAUUUUGCAUUCUAAAAUAAAUGAAUUAAAACACAAAUUUUAUUUUCUUA
Molecule: messenger RNA, 1402 nt
Organism: Tetranychus urticae (two-spotted spider mite)
Lineage: Eukaryota; Metazoa; Arthropoda; Arachnida; Trombidiformes; Tetranychidae
Gene: RpL3
Product: ribosomal protein L3
Biological process (GO): translation
Cellular component (GO): cytosolic large ribosomal subunit; ribosome
Molecular function (GO): RNA binding; structural constituent of ribosome
Source: RefSeq, a predicted model, not a curated record